UUGAUCUUCAAAGUUUACUUGGUUAUGUCAAAAUCUAGUAUAUCAGAAUUCCAGAAAUAAAGUUACAUAGUAUAUUACAAAUGUUAGCUCUGUAUUUAUGCUAUAUUAAUAGAUCACGGCAAAUCAAAUUGUUUUUUUAAAUGCUAUUAUUCACGCCAUCGUAUAUAUAUCUUUGUGUACAAUCGGUAGAAAUUAGGCAAACCGGGUAGAAUAUAAUUUUGGAGUAAGAUUUCGAUAUUUGGGGUAACACAUAAGAGGUAUUAAUUACGAAAAAAUGAGUUUAUGGGUUGACAAGUAUCGUCCAACGACACUUUCGAAGCUGGAUUAUCAUCUCGAACAAGCGGAGGACUUAAAAAAUAUGGUACAAAAACGAGACUUUCCACAUUUAUUAGUGCAUGGACCUCCUGGUGCAGGAAAGAGAACUCGAAUAUUAUGUAUUUUAAGAGAACUUUAUGGUAAUGCAGUUGAAAGAUUAAAAAUAGAAAACAUGCAAUUUGAGACAGCAUCUAAAAAGAAGUUAGAAAUAUUGACUAUAAGUAGUAAUUAUCAUACAGAAGUAGAUCCUAGUAAUGCAGGAAUACAUGACAGAAUUGUUGUUAUGGAAUUAAUAAAAGCGACUGCGCAAACACAUCACAUAGAUAUAAGCCAAAAAGAAUUCAAAGUGGUAUUUUUAUCAAAUGUGGAUCAACUUACAAGAGAUGCGCAGCAUGCACUUCGUAGAACAAUGGAAAAAUAUAUCAGUACGUGCAGAUUGAUUCUUUGUGCAAACUCAACAUCACGAGUUUUACCUGCGAUUCGAUCACGAUGCGUGCGAAUAAGAGUUCCCGCUCCAACUGCUUCCGAAAUCAAAAGUAUUUUACAUUCAAUUUGUAAACGUGAAGGACUUAAUUUGCCUGAUGAACUUGCCAAUCGAGUGAUUGAAGCCAGUGGUAGAAGUCUUAGACGGGCAAUAUUAAUGCUUGAGGCUUGCAAAGUUGAACAAUAUCCAUUUACUGCUGACCAAAAAAUAACAGAACCAGAUUAUCAAGUAUAUAUACGAAAUACAGCUAAUAUGAUGGUCUCUGAACAAACUCCUAAAGUACUUCAAGAGGUACGCAAUCGAUUUUACGAGCUUUUAACUCGUGCUAUACCGUGCGAACUUAUAUUUAGAGGAUUGCUACAAGAAUGUAUAAAAAAUUGUGAUGAUCAAUUAAAAAGAGAAAUUAUUGGCAUUGCAUCAGAAUAUCAGCAUAGAAUGACACGUGGUUCAAAACCGAUUUUUCAUUUAGAAGCAUUUGCUGCACGGUAUAUGACGAUUUACAAAAAAUAUAUUGAAUCAUCUUUGGAAAGUUUUAUAUGAAAUUUCGAUUUUACUUCUUUAAUAUGUUUUAUAUCUUCAGUAAAACAGUAACUAACUUUAAGAAUUAUUUUUGCUAAUUAUUUAAAUAUUAUGAAUCUUAAUUUAAAAUGAAAGUGAUAUAGAUUUAUAACAACUUCUAUUAAAUAAUAAUAAAUACAAUAAAAAUAAUAAAUAAAUACAAAACAUCUUGAUUCUUAUUUCUAAAUUUAUAAUCAUACUAAAAACAUUCACAUAUUUUUUUCCUUUUUUUUUUAGAACAAUUUUUAUGUUUAUC
This is a messenger RNA of Cataglyphis hispanica, 1613 nucleotides long. It is a transcript of the gene RfC38, whose product is annotated as replication factor C subunit 3. The coding region runs from base 275 to 1339 and encodes 354 amino acids. Gene Ontology annotation, biological process: DNA repair; DNA-templated DNA replication. The transcript has 5 exons. Gene Ontology annotation, cellular component: nucleus; DNA replication factor C complex. Gene Ontology annotation, molecular function: DNA binding; DNA clamp loader activity. The record is from RefSeq and is a predicted model, not a curated record. Lineage: Eukaryota; Metazoa; Arthropoda; Insecta; Hymenoptera; Formicidae.